AUGGAUCAUUUGCCAGAUAUUCAAAAUGAAUCAAUCAUUGAAUCGAAUUCAAAACCUGACGAAGACGAUGCACUUGAUCCUCGAAUUCAAAUUGAAUUAGAACGAUUAAAUUAUGCUAAUGAAGCUAUUAAUCAAUUAGAACUUCAACUUGAUGAAGCACGAAAAGUAUGUGAUGAAUUUAAGGGAAAAUCAGAAGAAGAAUUAUUUCAAUUAGAAAAAAAGAUUGGUGAAGCUGUAGUCAAAGCAAGAAGUUAUUAUGAUGCACGAAUUAAACUUCGAGAUGCUAAAGAAAAAUUAAUUAAAGCUAAACAUCGAUUUGAAUGUGCACAAGCAUUACAUGUUGCUGCUAAAGAAAUAGCUAUUGCUUCGGCUGAUUAUAUUGAUGAAGCAGCAAGAUCACAUCAAAAUACAACAACAUGGAAUGAAACAUAUCUUCAAGCUGUUGCAAAAGCACAUGAUGCUGAACAAGAAAAAUAUCAAGCUGAUUUAGAUCAACAAAGUGCUGAAAUGGUUCAUUAUGAUCUAGAAGAAUUAGUUUUAAAAUUGCAAAAAGAUUGUCGACGAGCGAUUAAUAAAUCAAAACCUUAUUAUGAAACGAAAGUGGAAUUUCAUAAAGAAUUGGAUUUUCAAAAACGUAAAGUAUCUGGCCUUGAAAAUUGUGUUAAUGAAGCUAAAAGUCAAUACCAAGAGUCGUUAAGAAAUCUUGAACGUAUUAGUAAUGAAAUUCAUGCGAAACGUCAGCAAAAAAAGCUACCAAAUAAAUCUGGCGAACAAAUAUUAGAUGAACAAUCACUAGCAGCAUCAAUUCCAACUAGCAACUCAACAAUAUCAGUACUAAAAAAUGGUUCAGAUGGUAUUCUUCGUUCGUGUUUACUUCGUACAGAAACUUUACCAGCUGGAAUAUUUACUAAUACAAAUAAUCGAAAUUCAUCGGAAGAUGAUGAAACAAUAAAAAGAACAGAGAAUUUUAAUAAUCAAUUUAUUCUUCGUUCAAAAGAAGCACCACAUCCAAGUAUUGUAACAAAUUCUGAACAAGAAGCAAAUGCGUUACUUAAUAGUGCUCGUGACAGAUUACGAAGUUAUUCAUCAUACGUAUCACAAACUACAGAUGAUGAAGAUGAUAAAACUGGAUCAUUAAAUAUUAUAUCGGAUGAACAACUUCAUCAUUUAACUUCUAUAUAUAAUUCUUAUACAUCCGAAUCAUUACCGCCAACAGGUACUCAUGAUCAAUUAUAUGGACAAACAAAUAAUAUUCUAUCCCAAUCUAUACUAUAUUAA
Molecule: messenger RNA, 1278 nt
Organism: Rotaria sp. Silwood2
Lineage: Eukaryota; Metazoa; Rotifera; Eurotatoria; Philodinida; Philodinidae
Source: the annotation of a GenBank genome assembly